UCCUUCAUAAAAAAUCACAGCCUUCCUUUUUGUUUUUUAAUUUAGAUCUGCCGCUGACGACACACACAGAAAACAGGAAAAGCUGGGGUUUGGUUGAACUUGGAGAAAUGGCAUCGAGGAAAUUUUUCAGCGAGAUAAAAGGGAUGAAACUGAAGGAAGUUCCUAGCUGCAUCAAGCCCAUGCUAUCCAUUGAUUACGUGAAGAAAGCUAUUCAGAGGGGUUUGGACAAUUACAACGCCAAAUACAUUCAGACUGAUUCCAUCGACCCUGUUUACCAUGUCUGCUUCGGUGGGAUGAUCUUUUCUUACCUCGUCGCUCUUCCGAACGAGCGUCGCCAUCUCGAGCACCAGCAGCACGCCAAGGAACAUGGCCAUCACUGAUCCCAUCCAGCAUUUAAUUUUGGCAGCUUAAAGAUGGGCGGGUCCUUGUUGGGUUUAUCAGGUGACAAUUGGAUUUGCGUUAUGGUUUUGGUUGUAAUUUCUGAACACCGUAGGCAGG
Durio zibethinus is the source of this 498-nucleotide messenger RNA. RefSeq lists its product as uncharacterized. NCBI's taxonomy places the organism in Eukaryota, Viridiplantae, Streptophyta, Magnoliopsida, Malvales, Malvaceae. The record is from RefSeq and is a predicted model, not a curated record.